AUUCAUUAUUUCCAAUUUCAUUCAAUCUCUUGGUUGCAAGGUUAUCCUUCAACCUUGAGGUAUUGUUCGAUACUUAAAGAUCAAUCUGGCCACAUUCAUUCAUUCAUACAAAUACAAAUACAGAAAGAAACUCGCAACAACAUUCCUUACGUGAACAUUUUUGCCAAUAAGCAUGGCUGGUGGAGGAUUUACAACGGGUUCAAGUGAUGUAAUUUUUGAGGCGAAGAUCACACCAGCCGUCAUAGUAUCUUGCAUUAUGGCUGCUUUCGGUGGUCUUAUGUUUGGUUAUGAUAUUGGUAUUUCAGGGGGUGUGACAUCAAUGCCUAGUUUCUUGAAAGAGUUUUUUCCACAAAUAUACGAAUGGAUACAAGCACCUAAAAAUGAAAGUAACUACUGCAAAUAUGAUAAUCAAAUGCUUCAAUUGUUCACAUCUUCUCUUUACAUCGCUGCCUUGGUAGCCUCCAUGAUUGCAUCCCCGGUAACUAGAAAGCUUGGACGCAAACUUACUAUGUUGCUUGCUGGAAUUUUCUUCAUUGCUGGCACUGCCUUAAGUGCUUUAGCAGGCACCCUUAGCCUCAUCAUUCUUGGCAGAAUCAUACUUGGUUGUGGUGUUGGUUUCGCCAAUCAGGCUGUGCCAGUUUUUCUAUCUGAAAUAGCACCAACAAGAAUUCGUGGAGCACUUAACAUUAUGUUUCAGCUGAACAUUACCAUAGGAAUUUUCAUAGCAAACCUUGUCAACUGGUUUACAUCAAAAAUGGAAGGUGGAUAUGGGUGGAGAAUAUCAUUGGCCGGAGCAAUCAUUCCAGCAGUUAUGCUUACAGUGGGGUCUCUCAUAGUGGAUGAUACUCCCAACAGUCUCAUUGAAAGGGGUUUCGAGGAGAAAGGGAAAGCCGUUCUAAGAAAGAUUCGUGGUGUUGAAAAUAUUGAGCCCGAGUUUGAAGACAUACUCAGAGCUAGUAAAGUGGCUAAUGAGGUCAAGAGCCCCUUCAAGGAUCUUGUUAAGUCCCACAAUCUCCCUCCUUUGAUAAUUGCCAUAUGUAUGCAGGUCUUCCAACAAUUCACCGGCAUCAAUGCAAUCAUGUUCUAUGCUCCAGUAUUGUUCAACACUUUGGGAUUUCACAAUGAUGCUUCACUUUACUCAUCAGUGAUCACAGGAGGUGUGAAUGUCCUCUGCACCUUAGUGUCUGUAUAUUUUGUGGACAAAGUUGGGAGAAGGGUACUUCUAUUGGAAGCAUGUGUACAAAUGUUUGUGUCGCAAGUUGUAAUCGGCGUAGUGCUUGGGAUGAAAGUCACAGAUCACUCAGAUAGCUUAAGCAAAGGCUAUGCAAUGUUGGUGGUGGUUAUGGUAUGCACAUUUGUUGCAUCUUUUGCAUGGUCAUGGGGUCCACUUGGUUGGUUAAUUCCUAGUGAGACAUUUCCUUUGGAGACUAGAUCAGCUGGACAAAGUGUGACUGUGUUUACAAACAUGUUGUUCACUUUUCUUAUUGCUCAAGCUUUCUUGUCCAUGUUGUGCCACCUUAAGUUUGGAAUUUUCUUGUUUUUCUCUGCUUGGGUUUUUGUCAUGGGAGUUUUCACGGUAUUUUUUAUUCCAGAGACAAAGAAUAUACCCAUUGAAGAUAUGGCUGAGAAAGUAUGGAAACAACAUUGGUUCUGGAAGAGGUUUAUGCAUUGAAUUUAAAGUCAUGUAAAUGGGAAAGUGAGUGUCUUACUAAGUAUUUAAUCUCAUGUACUUGCUACACCGAUCAUAUAUAUAUAUAUCGAACAAUGUUUAACUUGGAA
This is a messenger RNA of Medicago truncatula (barrel medic), 1779 nucleotides long. RefSeq names its product sugar transport protein 13. Gene Ontology annotation, molecular function: monosaccharide transmembrane transporter activity. Gene Ontology annotation, cellular component: membrane. The record is from RefSeq and is a predicted model, not a curated record. The transcript has 5 exons. Gene Ontology annotation, biological process: monosaccharide transmembrane transport. NCBI's taxonomy places the organism in Eukaryota, Viridiplantae, Streptophyta, Magnoliopsida, Fabales, Fabaceae. Bases 173 to 1672 code for a protein of 499 amino acids.